AUGAAGGUUGCAGUCUUCAGCACCCACGGCUACGACAAGAAGUACCUUAACGCGGUGCUCAACUCGCGAUACCCGGACUCUCCCUCGCCAGCCCCUAAGGUCGAGCUGGUCUUCCACGAGUUCUCACUGUCUACCGAGACCGUCGCACUGGCCAGCGGCGCCAACGCUGUCUGCGUCUUCGUCAACGAUGUCCUCAAUGCGCCCGUCCUCGAAGGGCUACACCAGCUCGGCGUCCGAGCCAUCCUAUUACGAUGCGCUGGAUAUAACAACGUCGACCUUAAGAUGGCCGAGCAUCUCGGCUUCUUCGUGGCCAAUGUGCCCUCCUACUCUCCCGAAGCCGUCGCCGAGUUUGCCAUUGCACUAAUCCAGACCCUCAAUCGAAAGACCCAUCGAGCAUACAAUCGCGUUCGAGAAGGCAACUUCAGCUUGGAGGGCCUGUUGGGAAGAACUCUUCAUGGCAAGACAGUUGGGAUCAUGGGCACUGGAAAGAUCGGAGUUGCUACAGCCAGAAUCCUGAAAGGCUUUGGUUGCACGCUGCUCGCCUUUGAUCCCUUUCAGAACGAUCAUUUCAAGCAGCUGGGCGAGUACACGGAUCUGGACACCCUUCUGUCGAAAUCAGACAUUGUCAGCCUCCACUGCCCUCUGAUGGACUCUACCCACCACAUCAUAAACGAGCAGACGCUUUCAAAGAUGAAACGUGGUGCCCUACUGAUCAACACCUCUCGUGGUGGACUAAUCAACACUAAGAGCGUGAUCACAGCCCUGAAGAAUAACCAGCUAGGGGGCCUCGCGCUGGAUGUGUACGAGAGCGAGGGUGCUCUGUUCUACAACGACCACUCCAACAAUAUCAUCCAGGACGAUGAGCUCAUGCGGCUGAUGACUUUCCCCAAUGUUAUCAUCUGCGGUCACCAAGCCUUCUUCACUGAGGAGGCUCUCACGGAGAUUGCGGAGUGUACGUUGCGGAACAUGGAUGACUUCAUGAAGAGAGUGCCCUGUAAGCAUUCAUUGAUUGCUGGUGGGAGAACAAUGGUCAGGCGGGAUUCGCACCCUGUCCGUAUCUGA
Molecule: messenger RNA, 1062 nt
Organism: Phaeoacremonium minimum UCRPA7
Lineage: Eukaryota; Fungi; Ascomycota; Sordariomycetes; Togniniales; Togniniaceae
Product: putative d-lactate dehydrogenase protein
Exons: 1
Coding region: 1-1062 (353 amino acids)
Molecular function (GO): D-lactate dehydrogenase (NAD+) activity; NAD binding
Source: RefSeq, a predicted model, not a curated record